Colletes gigas is the source of this 1428-nucleotide messenger RNA. RefSeq names its product deoxynucleoside kinase (gene dnk). The record is from RefSeq and is a predicted model, not a curated record. Bases 396 to 1181 code for a protein of 261 amino acids. Gene Ontology annotation, cellular component: cytoplasm; mitochondrion. The transcript is spliced from 3 exons. Gene Ontology annotation, molecular function: deoxynucleoside kinase activity; ATP binding. Lineage: Eukaryota; Metazoa; Arthropoda; Insecta; Hymenoptera; Colletidae. Gene Ontology annotation, biological process: nucleobase-containing compound metabolic process.
UUGAAUUAAUCAUACAAUAACCUUAUUAUAAUUGAAAAUAUUUAAAAGAGAUGUAAGCAGUGCCAAAAGCUCUUGUACCAAACUACUUAUCCCCUCUCUAACUAACAAUGAAAAACGCGGGAUUUGUAGGUACAGUAAAGCAGUGUUAUUUAUUUCGGCAUAAUAGUUAAAUUAAUUGUACAGAUGUGAUCUUUUAACUGUUCUACUCAAAGUAUAAUGUAUCUGUUCGCAUUUACGUGAUUUUCUUAAAAUCAGAACUCGUUCAAGUGCUUAUUUUCGAGGAAUUAUUAAAAUUUCAACCUCUUCGCUUACAUCUCCUUCAAUUAUCUAAUUAAAGAGGACUGGCAUUUUUAGUUUGUUUGUGUUGUAAAUCUUUGGUCACUGUAUUAACAAAAAUGACUAAUCGUAGCAAGUUAAUACGUCGACCAUUUACGGUAUGCAUAGAAGGAAAUAUAGGAAGUGGUAAAACAACAUUCAUAAGUCAUUUUAAAAAAUUAAAUAAUACAACAGUUCUACAAGAACCUGUGGAACUUUGGCAGGAUGUAGGUGGAACUAACUUACUAGAAUUAUUAUACACAGAGCCUGCACGUUAUUCUUUCUUAUUUCAAUCCUAUGUGCAAUUAACAAUGUUACAACUUCAUACGUACAAAACUCCGUUUCCAUAUAAAAUUAUGGAGAGGUCUGUAUACAGUGGAAUGUGUUUUGUAGAACAUAUGAAACGUACAAAGAUGAUGAGCAAUGUAGAAGUUAUGGUUUUGCAAGAUUGGUACGAUUGGUGUAUAAAAAAUGCUAAUAUAGAAACAGAUUUAAUAGGUAAUACAUAUUUAUGCUUUCGCGGAACAGAUGCAAAAUACUGCUCCGUACUAUUAACCAACUACUACCUUUAUUUGAAAACAGUUUAUUUAAGAACAUCUCCAGAAAUUGUGCACCAAAGGAUGAAGAAAAGAGCAAGAAAGGAAGAAACUGCUGUAUCCUUGGAAUACUUGAAGCAAAUACAUAGCAUUCACGACGAAUGGCUUUAUCAUAAGACAUUAUUUAAUGUAUCAGCACCAGUUUUAGUCCUGGAUGGAAACAAAAAUCUUGAAGAGAUGUUGGAUGAAUUUGAAAAUUGUAAGAAUCAUAUUUUUAAAAAGAAAGUAGACAUAAAACAAGAAGAAAACACCAUUGAUCUACUACCAUAGAGAAGACAUUUUUUGUCAGAAUUUAAGGCAUGUCCGAUCGACAAGUGCAAUGGCAAUGUAAGAGAGUUCGGUCUUCAAUUUAUAUUGAAUUCUAAAUAUAAUAUUAAUUAAAUUUUAUACGUAUAUUAAAAAAGAAAGUGUAUGUAAAUAUAGUAAGAUAAAAAUAUCCAAACAUGUAGUUUAAAUUUUUCAGGUAACUGUAAAUACUAUUUUUAUUUUUAUUAUAUAACGAAAAUGUAUAAAAACU